AUGUGCCCGUCACCUGGUGCCCAGCCCUGCAGGUGUGACCUGCCGUUGCUGACCCACCGUGCAGCCCUCGGUGCCCAGCCUGCAGGUGUGACCCUGGUGCCCAACCCUGCAGUUGCCCAACCUGCCGUGCCCAGCCUACAGGUGCCCAACCCCCUGGUGCCCGACCUACUGUUGAACCCUACCGUUGCCAACCCUGCCGUGCCCAACCCUGGUGCCCAUCCUGCCAGUGCCCAGCCCUACCGUUGCCCUGCCCUCUGGUGCCCAUCUCUGUGCCCAGCCCUGCAGUGCCCAGCCCUGCACGUGCCCAGCCUACCGUGCCCAGCCCUGCGUGCCCAACCCUGCCGUAGCCAACCCUGCCGUGCCCAACCCUGCGUGCCCAUCCUGCGUGCCCAGCCCUGCCAUGCCCAGCCCUGCCCGUGCCCAACCCUGCAGUGCCCCAACCCUGCCGUUGUGACCCUGCAGGUGCCCGUCCUGCCGUGCCCUAACCCUGCGGUGCCCGUCCCUGCUGGUGCCCAGCCUGGGUGCCCAGCCCCUGCGUGCCCAGCCCUGCCAUGCCCAGCCCUGGGUGCCCAACCCUGCAGGCCAGACCUGCGGGUGCCCAGCCCUGGGUGCCCAGACCUGGGUGGCCGACCUGCCGUGCCCAACCCUGCAGGUGCCCCAGCCCUAGCCGUGCCCAGCCUCACCGUGCCCAGCCUGCCAGCCUUGACCCUGCGGUGUGACCCUGCCGUGCCCGCCCUGCUGUUGACCUGCGGUGCCCAGCCUCUUGGUGACCCUGGUGCCCAGCCCUGCCGUGCCUUGCCCUCUGUGCCCAACCUGCCGUGCCCAUCCCUGUGCCCAGCCCUGCUUCGUGCCCAGCCUACCGUGCCCAACCCUACGUGCCCAGCCUACAGGUGCCCCAGCCCUGCGUUGCAACCCUCUCCGUGCCCUUCCCUGCCGUGCCCAGCCCUGUGA
Homarus americanus (American lobster) is the source of this 951-nucleotide messenger RNA. Its product is annotated as vegetative cell wall protein gp1-like. NCBI's taxonomy places the organism in Eukaryota, Metazoa, Arthropoda, Malacostraca, Decapoda, Nephropidae. The transcript has 2 exons. The coding region runs from base 1 to 951 and encodes 316 amino acids. The record is from RefSeq and is a predicted model, not a curated record.